Molecule: messenger RNA, 1028 nt
Organism: Ficedula albicollis (Collared flycatcher)
Lineage: Eukaryota; Metazoa; Chordata; Aves; Passeriformes; Muscicapidae
Gene: GLOD4
Product: glyoxalase domain containing 4
Exons: 8
Source: RefSeq, a predicted model, not a curated record
UUUUCGGGGUCACCUCCCGCCCCAGAGCUCUGUGUGUUUCUCAAGGUGCUGCGGCACGAGGAGUUCGAGGAGGGCUGCAAGGCCUCCUGCAACGGCCCUUAUGAUGGAAAAUGGAGCAAGACCAUGGUGGGCUAUGGACCAGAGGACAAUCACUUUGUGGCAGAGCUGACUUACAAUUAUGGCAUUGGAGAAUAUCACCUGGGCAACGACUUCCUGGGCAUCACUCUGGUGUCCAGCCAGGCUGUGAGCAAUGCCAAGAAGAUGGGGUGGCCCCUCAAAGAAAUCACCUCUGGUGUCUUUGAAACUGAAGCCCCAGGAGGAUACAAGUUCUACCUGGAAGACAAGGAAAAGCUCAAGCACGAUCCUGUGUGGAAGGUCACCCUGGGUGUCUCAGACCUGCAGAAGUCUGUGAGCUACUGGUCUGGUUUGCUCGGGAUGAAAAUAUAUGAGAAGGAUGAGGAGAAGCAAAGAGCUUUGCUGGGCUAUGCUGAUAACCAGUGCAAGCUGGAGCUGCAGGCUGUUGGAGGGGCAGUGGAUCACGGGACGGCGUUCGGGCGCAUCGCCUUCUCCUGUGCCAAGGACGAGCUGCCAAACAUUGAAGCCCUGAUGAAAAGGGAGAAUCAGAGAAUUCUGACGCCUCUGGUCAGUUUGGACACUCCUGGCAAAGCCACGGUGCAAGUGGUUAUUCUGGCUGAUCCUGAUGGCCAUGAAAUCUGUUUUGUGGGAGAUGAAGCGUUCAGAGAGCUGUCCAAGGUGGACCCUAAUGGUGACAAGCUGUUGGAUGAUGCCAUGGCUGCAGACAACAGUGACAAGUGGUUUGCUGAGCACAACAUGAAGAAGGUUUCAGCUUAGCUGGAGGAAUGGACUGGGCUGCUCCUCUGUGCCUUGGAGUUCUCCCAGGAAAAUGCCAAUCAUGGUUAAGGUGCUGCCUUCCCAAUCAGAGGGUGCUGGGAUGUCCCCUGGUGGUUUUCUUGGGUUGUCUCUGGCCUGCUGCUCUCUCCCUUCCAGCAAAUCACAUCUCCUCCUUC